Mercenaria mercenaria is the source of this 660-nucleotide messenger RNA. RefSeq names its product perlucin-like protein. The transcript has 5 exons. NCBI's taxonomy places the organism in Eukaryota, Metazoa, Mollusca, Bivalvia, Venerida, Veneridae. The record is from RefSeq and is a predicted model, not a curated record. The coding region runs from base 48 to 581 and encodes 177 amino acids. Gene Ontology annotation, molecular function: signaling receptor activity.
GAACAAAUAGCAGAACAUGCAAAAGAUAUAAAUACUCACCGAGAUAAAUGAUUAAAUAUAACAAGAUCAUAAGUUCUAAAAUUAAGAUGUCUACCAUACAACUGCUGGUUUUUGGCUCAGCUAUUUUGGCUGCAGUAUACAGUGCGUGUCCUUCUGGGUGGCGCCAUCAUGGUGGAAGCUGUUACCUGUUUCAGAAGGAAAUACAAAAUUGGGCAGACGCUCGGAUUAUGUGUAAGUUUCACGGGAGCGAUCUGAUCGCCAUUGAGACUCCUGCAGAACAGCAUUGGUUUGUAAAGCAGGCUUUGACAUUUAACCAAACAGAGGGUGAUGAUGGUUUCUGGCUUGGUGGCACCGACUGGGAGAAUCAAGAUACCUGGAUUUGGGAGCCAACAAAGCAGCCAAUGACAUAUAAAGUAUGGGGUGCUAGUCCUAUUCCUCAACCAAACAACAGAAACGGCAGUGAAAACUGUCUAGCUGCAGUUAAAUUCUUUCAUUAUUUGUGGAGUGAUGAGUUUUGCAACUGGGAAAGACUUGGAUAUGUAUGCGAGAUGGCGGAACCAACACAACCAAUUGUCGGAUAGGAAGUAGCUAACAGUUGUCGGAUAAGAAGUAGCUCUCCUGUGCAAUAUAGAUAUUUAUAAGCAAUAAAAGUUAAUGGUU